This is a messenger RNA of Amoebophrya sp. A25, 237 nucleotides long. The record is from the annotation of a GenBank genome assembly. Lineage: Eukaryota; Dinophyceae; Syndiniales; Amoebophryaceae.
AUGAGGUUUCACUACGUCUUGACAAGUUUGAGAUCAUUCUGGAUUCAAUUCUUUGAUGAAUCAUCUAUAGUGCUACCUGUUGAGUUAGGAUGUGACAACUCUGGAUCGAUCAAAUAUUCAGAGAACAAGACUGGAGUUGCUAGUCGAUUGAAACAUAUCGACAUCAGGGACGCUAUGAUUAAGGACUUCUGUACUAGACGACUCAUAAAACCAAUUUGGCACAGUACCAAAUUGAAC